Messenger RNA from Sclerotinia sclerotiorum 1980 UF-70, 1137 nucleotides. RefSeq lists its product as hypothetical. The record is from RefSeq and is a predicted model, not a curated record. NCBI's taxonomy places the organism in Eukaryota, Fungi, Ascomycota, Leotiomycetes, Helotiales, Sclerotiniaceae. The transcript is spliced from 3 exons. The coding region runs from base 1 to 1137 and encodes 378 amino acids.
AUGGCGGAGAAGCCAGCAGUUCUCAUCAUUGGAGGUCUCGGGUACAUAGGUCGAUUUCUUGCAUUAUACAUUCAUAAAAACAAUCUAGCAUCUGAGGUCCGGAUUGUGGAUAAAGUGCUACCACAAUUAGCAUGGCUGGCACCGGAGUUUGCAGAUGCUUGUUCGAAUGAUAAAUUCAUGCAAGCAGAUGCUAGUAAAGAGCAAUCACUACCGAGAAUAUUCGAUCGCGUGAAUGGGAAACAAUGGGAUUAUGUCUUCAACUGUGGAGGAGAGACACGAUACUCACAGGAGGAUGAAGUUUACAAGGUGCGCUCAUUGGCAUUGAGUAUUGCCGUGGGCAAAGAGGCUGCAAAGAGAGGCGUCAAAGCUUUCGUAGAGCUGAGUACGGGAAUGGUAUACAAAUCUGAUUCAACACCCAGUAAAGAAGGGGAUAAGUUGAAGCCUUGGAGUAAAAUUGCGACUUUUAAAUUACAAGCUGAGGAGGAAUUGGCUAAGAUGGAGGGACUAAACCUCAUCAUUGUUCGUUUGGCACAUGUAUACGGCGAAUAUGCUUCACAAUUCGUUCCUACCGCCCUCACCAUGGCACGUAUUUAUCAACAUCUCGACGAAGAGAUGAAAUGGCUAUGGACGAAGGAUUUGCGCGUAAACACAGUCAACAUAAAUGAUACUUGCAAAGCGCUUUGGGCCGUUGCCGAAUGGUAUGCCUCUGGAAAACCAAACUGGGACGUCAAAUCUAUGGGCAAGAUUCCUACUUUCAAUGUUGUGGACAAAGGGGAAACAUCUCAAGGGUCUAUCGCCGAACUCAUUGGCCAGAUUUUUGGCAUCAAAACUGGAUUUCAAGGACAAUUGAUUAGCACUUUCGCAAAGUUGAAUAUUGAUAGUGUUGUGGAUGAUGUCAACGAAGAGGUCCUUGGGCCCUGGGCGGAUCUUCUCGAGGAAGCGGGUAUUACACGACCAGGCCCUCUCACACCAUUCAUGGAGAAGGAAUUAUUGAAGGAUACCGAUUUGAGCAUGGACGGGAGCAGAAUUGAGAAAGUGGUUGGGUUCAAAUAUGAUUACCCAAGACUUACAAAGGACUUGUUGCAGGGUAUGAUUGAUAGUUAUAUCAGGAUAGGCUGGUGGCCUGUUGCAAAAUAG